UUGUGAAUGGAUUUGGUCUAACGACAUUUUAAUUAGUCAAAAGUGAAAUUGUCACUCGGCUUAUGUAAUGUUUAGAAGUCCUUCUACAGUCCUCACACAAACGGAUGACACGACCCUCGUUCUGUUUACUUCCGCAUCUUCACGGUUCUUCCUGGUCGGAGCUGUGAGGAAACACAAGGAGAGCUGAGCUGAUACUCCCGAUGGAUUCAUGUUGAUCCUGAAUUUUUUUAAACUGAGUCGAGCAGAAGUGCGUGUGAGGAGACUGGCUGCUCAGCUGGGUAAACCAGCUAUGUCCACUGCCAUGGCCAAUGGGGAGGCUCCCACCGCGGCCAUCCUCAUCAUCGGGGAUGAGAUACUCAAGGGCCACACUGUGGACACCAACAGCGUCUUUCUUACACGAGCGUUAAGGAAGCUUGGCGUAUCAGUGCAGCGUAUAACAGUCAUUCCAGAUGUCCAGGACGUCAUUGCCAAAGAAGUGGCCCUCCUUUCUUCACAGCACACUCACCUCAUCACCUCAGGGGGCAUCGGGCCCACACAUGACGACGUCACCUUCGAGAGCGUCGCUAUGGCCUUCCAGGAAGAGGUCUAUCCCCACCCUGAGCUCUCACGGCUGGUGGAGGAGUUCUUCGGGGUGGUGGACAAAAACAGCCCGGCCAUGAAGUUGGCCAUGGUGCCCCGGUCAGCCAAACUCAACUUCGGAACAGACUCUCAGACAGGAAAACCUCUCCGCUAUCCACUGGUGAGUGUGCGUAAUGUGUACAUCUUCCCGGGAAUACCAUCUCUAAUGGAGAGGGCCUUCAGUGGCUUGGAACAUCUCUUUGCAAGUUCAGGAACCACUUUUCACACUCGUGAGGUUUUUGUGGCUGCGGAUGAAGCCGAAAUUGCCCCCGUGCUCACCAAACUCCACACCUCCUGGGGCCGCAAGGUGGCCCUCGGCUCCUACCCUGAUUGGCUGAGCAACUACCACCAAGUCAGGCUGGUCCUGGACUCGGACAGUCAGGAGGAGGUGGACAAAGCUCGGGCGCAGCUGGUCGAGGAGCUGCCUAAGGGAAGCGUGGUACCUUUCGUGAAGGACCCAGUGUCCAUCGCCACCGCUGAGGUGUACACGUUAGCCAACACCGGCACACCGAUGGGCGAAAAAGUUGCAUCUGCGCUGAAAACAGUUGAGGCGGCGCUGGAUCAGUAUUCCACGGAGCAAGUCUGUGUCGGAUUUAACGGCGGCAAGGACUGCACGGCGCUGCUCCAUCUCUACUACGCGGCAAUGAAGAGGCGCUACCCGGACAGUAAAGACAAGGUGAAAGCUCUUUACAUCCGCAUUGUCUCUCCAUUUUCAGAAAUGGAGCGGUUCCUCCAGGAUACUAUAAAAAGAUAUGACUUGGAUCUGUUCUCGGUGGAGGGCAAUAUUCGGCAGGCGCUGAACGAGGUGCAGGAGCGGAGGCCCGAACUGAAGGCCGUCCUGAUGGGCACCAGGAGGAGCGACCCUUACUCUCACACACUCACCCCCAUGUGUCCCACUGACCCCGACUGGCCGCCCUACAUGAGAGUCAACCCUUUACUGGACUGGACUUACCACGACAUUUGGUCCUUCCUGAGGACACUAUAUGUUCCCUACUGCAUUCUCUACGAUAAAGGGUACACGUCACUGGGCAGCAUGGACAAUACGUGUCGAAAUGCGGCUCUGCAGGUGGUCGACAGCAGGGGGGUGAAGCGCUACCAGCCGGCCUACCUGCUGGAGAACGAGGAAGAGGAGCGGAACUCACGCGUCUGAUGCUUUCUUACCUGUACAUAAACAAGGAUGUGUUUUUUUAAACUUCUGUUCAGCAGCUGAAAGAGCUGUAAAAGAAGCGUGUUUGGGUAGUGCAAACGUGUGUGUGUUACUGAUCCAUUAGCUUUCUGCGCUGCUGAGUAAAGCAUCAAUCAAGUCAUCUUUAUCUAUGGUCACGUGACUAUUUCAAAAUACAAUUGAUUAAGCUUGAGCGUAAAUCCAUUUGUCUCACUAUUCAAUCCUAAAUGUUGCCAAGAGAGAUUGCCGCCAAGACAGUAUAACUAGAAAUAACAGUUCGCUCACAAUACAUCACAGCACAUCAUAUAUAUUCCAUGGAUGAUGUGCAAAUUGGCUUUUUAGAGGCUCUGAGCAGUUUCAAGUAUGAUUAAAAACAGGCAGGUGCUUCCAACCUUAAAAAUCACAUAAUACUAAGUACAUUGAACUGAGCUCACGAGCAGGAGAGCUAAGACUUGCUCGUUGUACACAAAAACCCAAUUUCUCUCAAAUAAUUUUGUUCAUAAAUCUGUUUUAGUGAGCCCUUCUCCUUUGCCAAGAUAAGCCAUCCACCUCACAAGUGUGGUCAGUCAAUAUGCUGUUUUGACAGCAUGAUUGCUACAUUUAGAGACUUUUGUGACCCGUCCAAACAAUUAUUAAAUCAAAAAGCGAUCAGCAAAAAAAUCUUGCAAUUUCUCAUUCCGUUAUUGGAGACUUCCGGAGACACUGUGACUCCAUCCAGAGGAGAUAUUCAACCCUCCAUGUCAGGACUGCAAAUGACUGGUGCAUGUGCGAAGCCACCACUGGCUAAUUCAGCUAAACAUGGGCGAAAAAACAGUGUGCGUAGCCAUUAUUAUGUAGAUUUUCCCCACUGUUACACACAGUGCAGAAAAGCUUGAUGCAGGCACAUUUGCAGAAACUGGCAGGUGACGGAUUUACUCGGUUGUUUAAUUUCACUCUUGUUGGGUGGGCAGGCACUUCACUGUUUGUAUACGAGCAAUUAAAAAGUCAAUUUUCAUGAUGCAUCAUGAAAACUACAGUACUGGUAUUUUAAAUUACCACCUUUAUAAAUCACAAAGACAACACAAAACUGUAUAAUAAAACAUCACUAUUCAGCCAUCCAUUUUCUAUUGCCCUUAUCCCCAUUAGGGUCACGGGUGAACUGGAGCCUAUCUCAGCUGACUUUGUGUCAGAGGAAAGUAAACCCUGGAUUGCAAAUUGCAGGGCACAUAGACCAACACCCAAAUAAAAACUUAAAUGAA
Messenger RNA from Phyllopteryx taeniolatus (common seadragon), 3021 nucleotides. It is a transcript of the gene flad1, whose product is annotated as flavin adenine dinucleotide synthetase 1. Bases 209 to 1768 code for a protein of 519 amino acids. Gene Ontology annotation, molecular function: FMN adenylyltransferase activity. Gene Ontology annotation, biological process: FAD biosynthetic process. NCBI's taxonomy places the organism in Eukaryota, Metazoa, Chordata, Actinopteri, Syngnathiformes, Syngnathidae. The transcript has 11 exons. The record is from RefSeq and is a predicted model, not a curated record.